AUGAAGUCAUUAUCGCAGAGUGAGGCGACCAGCGUCUUGCCAUCCCCAGGCUGGCCUUCUUGCAAAGAUCAUUCUCUGUAUGCUGAGUCUUUUCAAGCCUAUGCAAACCAACAGCUUGAUAUGGCUGGUGGAACUUUCGUCAUGCAAUCGCUUAAGGGACAAGAAGGACGGGAAUUACUCAUCCCAAAACAGCAUUGGGCGGCCGUGAAACCACAGAUCCGCUCGGUGAAGAUACAACGGCCACCCACACCAGGCAUGGGGUUCUGUGAUAUCUUAUUCUUAGCUAUGGUUUGUGCGGGGAUCUUUAUGGCAGGUGUCAUCAUUGGAAUCCAACUUCGUGGCCCUUAUAAGUACGACGUCGUAGGCUCAAUCCGGAUCCAAGUCAUCCAGAUUGAAUGCUAUCUUGAAGAACACUGAACCGUGCAGGGGUGGGUCUUGAACGAACCUAUAAUUGUAGUUGAAGGACCAGACGAGAAUCCAUGGACUUGCUAGAUAAGAAAAGUACAGCGGGAAUACCCACACCAACCCUACGUCAUCCGGCGGGAACUGGAUUCCGGUAACAAGUUACCGUUGAUGAUCUCUUUCUCUGAUACCUGUG
Messenger RNA from Guyanagaster necrorhizus, 598 nucleotides. RefSeq lists its product as uncharacterized. The record is from RefSeq and is a predicted model, not a curated record. The transcript is spliced from 3 exons. The coding region runs from base 1 to 417 and encodes 138 amino acids. Lineage: Eukaryota; Fungi; Basidiomycota; Agaricomycetes; Agaricales; Physalacriaceae.